Messenger RNA from Adineta steineri, 1332 nucleotides. The record is from the annotation of a GenBank genome assembly. NCBI's taxonomy places the organism in Eukaryota, Metazoa, Rotifera, Eurotatoria, Adinetida, Adinetidae.
AUGGUAACAAUUGAUGAUUUUUAUGAAUCAAAUACAAGUAAUUCAGAUUCGGAUAAUGAUUCAGCAUUGAUGGAUGAUGCACAUUCUGAAAUUAUUUCAUCAUCCAUAACAACAAAUGGUUCUCUAUCAUUAAGUGAUGAUGAAAAUUUUCUAAUUAUUAAUAAAACAAAAACGGAUAGAAUAGAAAAGUUUUUAUUUAAAAAAAAUAAAGAAAAAUUACAAAAAUAUGCGAAAAUGAAUGGUUUAAUUAAUAAAUUUUAUCGACAACAGAUAUGGCCUUUAUUAAUCAAUUCACCAUCCUAUUGUUCAGUAGAAUUUGAUCAAACAAAGAAAAUAUAUUUUUGUCCAAAUGAUUAUUACGCAGCAGAUAAAACUCAAAUUGAAUCACAUCGAUAUUAUGGACAAGUUCGAAUGGAUGUUGAAAGAACAUUAAAACGUUUUCCACCAAAUUAUUCGGAUUCGGAUAGAAUUGAAUUACAAGAAGAACUGAUUGUUGUUAUUAUCAAAAUUUUAAUUAAACAUGAUUAUCUAAAUUAUUAUCAGGGUUAUCAUGAUAUUUGUUUAACAUUUUUACUUGUACUUGGUGCAGAUGUAUGUCUUCCAUAUAUUGAUACAAUUACGAAAUCACAUUUUAAAGAUUUUAUGGAACCAACAAUGGAGAAAACACGUGAUCUACUUUCUUAUUUAAUGCCACUUAUCCAUUGUAUCAAUAGUGAGUGUGCUGAAUAUAUGCAGAGAGGUGGUGUUGGAAAUGUAAUGUUUGCCUUAUCAUGGUUUAUCACAUGGUACUCACAUGUAUUAGAUGAUCUUGAUAUAAUUCUUCGACUUUAUGAUUUAUUUAUUGUUUCACAUUUUCUUAUGCCAAUUUAUGUAGCUGCUGAAAUUGUUAAUUUUUAUUCAAAAGAAGUUUUAUCCACUGACUGUGAUAUGCCAUCAUUACAUCAAUAUUUAACUCGUGUACCUAGUGAAUUAGAUAGUAAUAGUUGGGAAGAAAUUAUUAGACGUGCUUUACAUCUAUUUCGAAAUCAUCAUCCUGAUACACUUGAUGUAUUAAAUGAUGAAUGGAGAAGAAAAUGUGAAUUCAUUGAUAAUCCACCAAUGGAAACAAUACUUCGCAGACGUUAUGGUAAAGAUUCUUCUCAAAAUGAUAAUGAUGUAGAAAAAUCAUUAGAUAUUAAUGAGCAUCAAGGUGCAUUACCACGUAUUGUUCUUUGGGGUGUAACAUUAACAAUAAGUGGAUUAGCUAUCUAUAUAUGGAAUCAUACACAACGAACAGAUCCGACAACAUUUAUAAGUCUCGGAGAUUUUCUUGCACAGUUAUAUGGAAAAUAA